GCUCCCCCGAAGCGGCUCCUGUGAUCCGGCCGCUCCCUGAGCGCCGCUCGCGCCAUGUCCCUAGCGACCAGCGAGGCGGCCACGGAGGGGGAGCUGGGAGAUGACAGUCUGUCUGCUGUAACCUACGAAUCUGACACAGAGAUGAAACGGAAGAAGAAAACUUCUCAUAAACCCCCAAAGUCACCAAAAUCUCCAUAUAUCUCCAGCACAUACCUGUAUCCUAAAAAGGCUGCAGUUUGGAGGUCCUUGAAGGGAACAGGGAUCAUACACCAUGAAAACCCAAUGGCUAAAACACCAAGGCAGAUGUGGCUAGGAUCUCUGAAGCAAGCAGGUAUGAGCCAGGCCCUGAAAUCAGACUUUGAUGUGGCACAUGCACGAACUAACCUUUCCAGCAGCACUCCAGAAUAUCUAAAGGAAGCUCUAGGCAUGAAAAAGCCAAAGCAUGCUCGUUCUUCUAGCAAUGGCUACAUCCCUGGAACACCUGACUACAAAGAAAAGGAAGAUAUGUAUGAUGAGAUUAUUGAACUGAAGAAGACAAUACAGGUUCAGAAAAGUGAGGGGGAUCGGAUGAAAACAAAGAUCCGACGACUGGAGAAGGAGAAUAACAGGAAGGAUCGACAAAUUGAGCAGCUGUUGGAUCCUUCCAGGGGCUCUGAUUUUGCCCAGACUUUGGCAGAGAAGAACGAUACUAGAUGGGUAAUCAAUGGGCUGAAGCAGAAGAUUCUCAAGCUGGAACAGCAAUGCAAAGAGAAAGACAACACUAUCAAUAAAUUCCAGACAGAUGUGAAGACCACUAAUUUGGAAGAGAUGAGGAUUGCUAUGGAGACCUACUAUGAGGAGAUUCAUCGUCUCCAAACCCUGCUGGCAAAAUCUGAGGCUGUGGGGAAAAAAUCCCUUCCAGAGAGCAGAGAAUCCCAGAAACGGCUGAAGGUGCUGAAUGCUGCUGUUCUGCGAUUAUCCAAGAACAUCAAAGAGCUGCAAGAUGAAAAUAAGAGCCUGAAAGCAGAUCUAGACCGAGUGCUGAGCAGUUCCCCUGCUUCCAGCAAAACAAAAAAUUACAAUGAGUGGAGCAGACAGAGGCUGAUGAGACGGAUUUCAGAACUGGAAAAAGAAGUGCAUGAGAUGGAGAACAACAGAUUGCAGUCAUCAGCUAAUGGCACAUCACCAUUGCUUGCUCUGCCACCUUCAGCUUCUGUACAACUGGAUCAGCCAGACACUCAAGAACCUGACCCCCUUGAAGAAUGUGAGCAUCUCCGAGGGCUGGUGAAGAAACUGAAAGGUGAUAGGAGCGCACUUCAAAAUCAACUGGCCAGUAAAUAUUCAGAGGUGAAGCAAUUACAGCAAGCAAAGACUGAAUUGGAGCGGGAACUGCAAAAGCUGCAGGAGAUGGAGAAAGAAAAGAGUGAAAAAGAGGAGACUUUGAGGGAGGAAAUCCAGAACCUUACACACAAAGUGAGAGAACUGGAGGCGGAACUACAUGAAGACAAGAGACAAACUGCAGAUGAUACCAUGGAAACGCCAAACAAGCCUUCAUGUGCCCGCUUUCAUCAGGGCAAAGAAGACAACAGGAAGGAGCAAGCAGCCAAACUCAUCCAGAGCCAGUGGAAGGCAUACAGAAACAAGAAAGAAGAAAUUGCUCUGGAUCAGGCGGCUGUUGUGAUUCAGGCAGCUUUCAGGGGACAUUUAGCUCGGCAGAAAUUGUUAUUGAAUAACACACUCAGUCAAAAAUCUCCCACCAUGCAUAGCCUUGGAAAUAAGGUAACUGUUGGGGGCCCCAACAUGUCUCACGGGUCCAGCUCUUUGAGCUUGUCUUCUGACUUCAAGGAGGAUGAGGAGGUUGUGACAUUCAUCCAAUCAGUUUUCCGGGCUCACUUAGCACGUAAAGGACAACAUGAGGAAAGGCCCUCUGUCUCCAGAGCUUCAAGUGAAAGAACAUUCCCUGCUGUUUCCAAUAGGAAGAAGAAACCAAUCUCAUCAUCACUCAGGAAACCUUUAUCUUCAGCCUUCACAUCAACCUCUCCUGAUGAUGAAGACAGUGAAGUGACCAGUGAAGAAGUUGUGGAGGAACUUACUGCUGAAGGGAGAGAGAGGAGAUCAAGGGAACACAAACUUUCCUCCUUGCAGCCCUCUUCUGUCUUGUCCUCCCAGGACCAGUUGCAGCCCACAUUCUCUCCGCCUUUGGAUGAGGCUCACUCAGACGAUUCGGAUGAUAAUGUAGUCUCUCCAUCCCUGCUGGUGAAGAAAAAUUACUCCCACUUCUAG
Emys orbicularis (European pond turtle) is the source of this 2262-nucleotide messenger RNA. RefSeq names its product IQ motif containing E (gene IQCE). Gene Ontology annotation, molecular function: protein binding. The record is from RefSeq and is a predicted model, not a curated record. The transcript has 23 exons. NCBI's taxonomy places the organism in Eukaryota, Metazoa, Chordata, Testudines, Emydidae. The coding region runs from base 55 to 2262 and encodes 735 amino acids.